Rhinichthys klamathensis goyatoka is the source of this 1352-nucleotide messenger RNA. It is a transcript of the gene f3b, whose product is annotated as coagulation factor IIIb. The record is from RefSeq and is a predicted model, not a curated record. Gene Ontology annotation, cellular component: membrane. Gene Ontology annotation, molecular function: protein binding. The transcript is spliced from 6 exons. Bases 97 to 957 code for a protein of 286 amino acids. Gene Ontology annotation, biological process: blood coagulation. NCBI's taxonomy places the organism in Eukaryota, Metazoa, Chordata, Actinopteri, Cypriniformes, Leuciscidae.
UAAAAACGGCUCAUUAGUGGAAGAUUUGAUUGACCAACGCUCCUCAGAGGGAUUCAUUGGAUUCAAUAUUUUACGCCUAAAUUGCUAUCACUAACGAUGGACAGCAUGACUGUAAUAUUUUCGGCACUUUUUGCCUGGUUUACCGUCGUAAACGGAUCCCCAGCAUCAGUGCAAGUGGGCAAGCUUACCAAAGCCAAAAAUGUGUCGUGGUCAUCGUACAAUUUUAAAACAAUCCUAUCAUGGGGACCUAAACCUGUCAAUUACACAUAUACAGUUGAAUUUUCAAGAGUUGGUAAGGACAAACAGAGAAACCCUCACUGCAUCAAAACCACUGAGACCGAGUGCGACCUGACCAAUGAAUUAGACAUAAAGGGGGUUUAUACCGCUGAAGUGCUCUCAGAGUCCCUGCGCGGGAUGACUUCUGACCAUGUGGAGCCUCCAUUCACCAGGUCGAAGACAUUCUGCCCUUAUAAUGACACUUUAAUUGGAAGACCCAAGUUCACGUUGACGAUGAGUGAGGACAAGAAGAUUGUGCUGAUCAUACAUGACCUCAUCACAGCUCUGCACAAAAAUGGCAAAUCUCUGAACAUCCGUGACAUCUUUAAGAAAAAUCUCAAGUACCAGAUUACGUACAACAAGGCUGGAAGCACGGGAAAAAAAAUACGAACUGUGGAUGAGAGCAGAGCAGAUUUUAGGCUAGAUGAGGGUCAGAGUUACUGCUUCAGCGUGGCUGCAUAUAUCCCUUCCCGUAAAGGAGACAAGAUGUUCGGAGAGUGGAGCCUCCCCAAGUGCUCGGCACAGGAGCACAAGACCCUUUUUGAGGAGUAUGAACCUGCUGUGAUUGGAGGAGGAGCAGUCAUUAUUCUGGCUUUUGUAAUUGCUGUAAUCGUUCUGAUUGUGGUGUGCUGUAAACGAGCACAAAGACAAAAAAUUACGGCCAAGGAAGCCAUAGUCUAGAGAGGAAUCCACCAUUUCUGCUGAUCAAGCUCAAAACGGGACGCACAGCUGGACUGUAACCGUUUUUGCUCUGGGAGGGACCGGUGUGUGCGUAGCACACCUGCAGUGCAGCACUGGACUGGUUUCUAUGAAACACUAACUCUACACGAUAUGUUAUACAUAUCAGACUUUUGCUUUUAUUUUAUUUUUUAUAAACUAAUAGAACAGUGUAUUAGUUUAUUAAACUGCCAUAUUUAUUAUUUUCUUUAGAAAUACAUGGGUAUUAGCUGCUGUGUGUGUGUGUGUGUGUAUAUAUAUAUAUUUAUAUCUAGAUGGAAAAUAUUUAAUGUGCAUAAUAUAUUUUUUAAAUGUAACUGAUACUUCAUUGAACUUUAAAUAAAUUAUUAAGUUAUUAA